Molecule: messenger RNA, 968 nt
Organism: Corythoichthys intestinalis (scribbled pipefish)
Lineage: Eukaryota; Metazoa; Chordata; Actinopteri; Syngnathiformes; Syngnathidae
Product: ubiquitin-conjugating enzyme E2 A-like
Exons: 6
Coding region: 119-577 (152 amino acids)
Biological process (GO): DNA repair; proteasome-mediated ubiquitin-dependent protein catabolic process; protein polyubiquitination
Cellular component (GO): HULC complex
Molecular function (GO): ubiquitin conjugating enzyme activity
Source: RefSeq, a predicted model, not a curated record
GGGCUAACCAGACGGGAUUAUCAUAGAGAGAACGUCCGAACUAGGAUGUUUUCAGAUAAACGGAGUUAAUUAACAUAAACAACAGUAAUAAUAAAGUUUAUAUUGACAAAGUUGGGCCAUGUCCACACCGGCUCGAAGGAGACUCAUGAGAGAUUUUAAACGGCUACAAGAAGACCCCCCAGCUGGUGUCAGUGGAGCCCCGUCUGAAAACAACAUCAUGGUGUGGAAUGCAGUCAUUUUUGGUCCUGAAGGAACUCCAUUUGAAGAUGGUACAUUUAAACUGAUUGUAGAGUUCACAGAAGAAUACCCCAACAAACCUCCUACGGUGCGAUUUGUGUCAAAAAUGUUUCAUCCAAAUGUCUAUGCAGAUGGUAGUAUUUGUUUGGAUAUCCUCCAAAAUCGAUGGAGUCCCACGUACGAUGUGUCUUCAAUUCUUACGUCCAUCCAGUCUUUGCUGGACGAGCCAAAUCCCAACAGCCCGGCCAACAGCCAGGCAGCUCAGCUGUACCAGGAGAACAAGCGCGAAUACGAGAAGAGAGUGUCGGCCAUCGUAGAACGAAGCUGGCGAGAUAGUUGACCUGCUUUAACGCAAGUUUAGAUGAUCUUAAUCUCACCUUUUCUUUUUUUACUCUCAACAUUUUAUGCACUUUACCUUUUCACGCCCUUGAUAGAAAUACUUUUUCUUGCCAGCCGAGAGGGAAAUGUUUUCUACAUUGCCGCCCAUUAUCCCGGCAGCAUUUUGUGCUGAAUCUCACCUUGCUCGCGGGCCGCCGACUUACCUGGCUCACAUUUAACGUCCACGCCGUUUUUUCACGUUUGCCGUCGAGGACUCCCGACAAUGUUACGCUAUCUCUGUUGUGCCGUGAUCUCUUUCUUGCAUGCGUGAGACAAUGAGCUAAUCUUACCUCCCUCUUCAGUACCAUGUAUAUAAGAAUCAUGCAUCUGAAUAUAUAUGUACAGAUUUUGCA